Molecule: messenger RNA, 1635 nt
Organism: Empidonax traillii (willow flycatcher)
Lineage: Eukaryota; Metazoa; Chordata; Aves; Passeriformes; Tyrannidae
Gene: FDFT1
Product: farnesyl-diphosphate farnesyltransferase 1
Exons: 9
Coding region: 70-1311 (413 amino acids)
Biological process (GO): farnesyl diphosphate metabolic process; cholesterol biosynthetic process
Cellular component (GO): endoplasmic reticulum membrane
Molecular function (GO): squalene synthase [NAD(P)H] activity
Source: RefSeq, a predicted model, not a curated record
GCCGGUUGAGCGGCGGGCGGGGGGUGGCGGGAGCGGCGGCGGCGGCGGCGGGGACCGAGCGGGGCCCCCAUGGAGCUGCUGCGGAAAUGGCUCGGCCACCCCGAGGACAUCUACAACCUGCUGCGCUUCAAGAUGGGCGGCUACCGCACCGUCAUGCCGCGGGUCGACCCGGACACGCUGGGAUGUGGCCUCCGCACCUGCUACCGGUACCUCAACCAGACCAGCCGCAGCUUCGCCGCCGUCAUCCAGGCUCUGGAUGGAGAGCUGCGACAUGCUGUCUGUAUAUUCUACCUGGUGCUCCGUGCCCUGGACACUGUAGAGGAUGACAUGAGCAUCCCCUUGGAUGUGAAGGUCCCUAUGCUGCAGGAGUUCCACUCCUACCUCUACCAGCCGGAGUGGAAGUACAUGGAGAGCAAGGAGAAGGACCGGCAGGUGCUGGAAGACUUCCCAACGAUCUCCAUGGAGUUCAGGAACCUGUCAAAGGUCUACCAGGAUGUGAUUUCGGAUAUUUGCCACAAGAUGGGUGUUGGAAUGGCAGAGUUCUUGGAGAAAAAAGUGGACUCUCAGCAUGAAUGGGAUAAGUAUUGUCACUACGUUGCUGGGCUGGUGGGGAUCGGCCUUUCCCGUCUCUUCUCUGCAUCAGAGCUGGAAGAUUCAAUUGUGGGGCAGGACACGGAGCUGGCGAACUCCAUGGGACUCUUCCUGCAGAAAACCAACAUCAUCCGUGACUAUCUGGAGGACCAGAUGGAAGGAAGGGAGUUCUGGCCCAGAGAGGUUUGGAGCAGAUACGCACAGAAGCUCUCGGACCUCGCCAAGCCAGAAAACAUCGAGAUGGCCGUGCAGUGUCUGAACGAGCUCAUCACCAACGCCCUCCACCACGUCCCCGACGUCCUCACCUACUUGUCCCGCCUGAAAAACCAAAGUGUCUUCAACUUCUGCGCCAUCCCCCAGGUGAUGGCCAUUGCCACACUGGCUGCCUGCUACAACAACAAGCAGGUGUUCCGGGGCGUGGUGAAGAUCCGGAAGGGACAGGCCGUCACCCUCAUGAUGGAUGCCACCAACAUACAAGCUGUCAAAGCCAUCAUGUACCAGUAUGUGGAAGAGAUCUACCAGAAGAUCCCAAGCACCGACCCCUCCUCCAACAAGACGCAGCAGGUCAUCGCCUCCAUCCGCGCCAUGAGCCUGCCCGGCAGCUCCAUGGCAUCCCGGCACCACUACUCCCCCAUCUACCUGUCCUGUGCCAUGCUCCUGGCAGCCCUGAGCUGGCAGUACCUCAGCACCCUCUCCAAGGCCACCGAGGAGAUGAUUUGAAAUAGAAACUCCAGUUGCUUGUUUUCUUCCUUGAGAUCUGAAGCAUCUUUUCCAGCUCAGAGCUGAGCAAAACCCCGAGGGUUUUGCCUCCUUUUCUUAGGCAGCCUCUUCCCCAUCGCAUCCCGAGCCUGCCCCAUGCUGGAAGGACGCUGCUUCAGCUGGGAGAGGAACAUGCUUUCUUAUCCAGGGGAAAAAAAGCUCUGGCCACUUUCUAGCCCUCAGACCAGGCUGGCUGACAUCCUGCAGCCUGGAAACAGGCAGAGGCAGUAGUCCCAUUUCUGUUGUGCUGAAGGAUGCUGAAAGAAGCCUUUUUAAUGGUGGUGA